GUUUUCAUUAGGUUGCAAUACUGACAUGUUGGUGCAUGGUUGAUUAAACAACCGAUACCUUAAUUUCUUUGCGAUCAGUUGUAGUUUCCUGCAUUUUUACUAAUUUCUACGUGCUGUAAAGAAAUAUUAAUUUCUUUUUCAUUAACAGAUCACUACCUGUCGGAUUACAUUUCUUAAUUUUCUUCAACGAUCAUUAGAAAAGUAAAAGGAAAAUGUAUGAUGUAUGGCUCGAUGGGCGCAUGUUUGGUUGUUUAUUUUGCCUCCUGGUUCUUCAGGCAAAUCUAACAAAUUCUAGAACUUCUUGGAGGCUUAACAUUGAUAAAGUUGUUAAAGCAACAGAUCUUGUAAGCACUAUCGAAGAUGAUCCGAUUUUCGAUAUUCUUGCCAGCAGUAUUAAUAUAGGCAAUGGACAAGGCUGGAGUAAAACUGCAGCAUCAGAGAAGCUUGAUAAAGUACAGGUUUAUUGUCACGAGUGCAAAAGUUUUGGUUCAGGCAGUCAAGAUCGACGAUUCAUGUCAUAUGCAUUGACGGAUGCACCAAAUUCUACGGAACCAUUUCCACUAUCGUCACAAGUAUCAAAUGAGCAAGUGAUAUGUACACCUGAUCAGCAAUGUGAAGAUGUAAUUCUUGAUUGUGGAAAACCAGUUAAUUUUACAUAUUAUGACAAUCUCAUUGGUGUUGCAAAUAGAAAUAAGCAUCCAUUGGUACCAGAACCUAAUGUUGCACUCAUGUUUAAAAAGAAUAAUGGUAAAGCUAUAGAUGUUGAUAUUGACUUAUUAGAGAAACGUUUAAAAAAAGCAAAGCGAGAGAAACCCAAAUCUGUUCAGCUUUAUAAUCAAAUCGGGAAUUUUUGGAGAAUAAAAGGAGAUGCACAAAGAUCAAUUGAAUGUUUUCGAAGAGCUCUUGCAGUUUCACCACAUAAUGCAGAAGUGUUACUGAAUUUAGCUAGAGUACUAUUGGUUUUGCAAUAUUUAGAUGAUGCAACUUAUUUAGCAAGGCGUUCUUUAGAAUUACAGCCUCCAGAUCGUAAUGCUUGGGAACAAUACCUAACACUUGGACAAAUAUUUAAGGCAUAUGGUCACUUCCAAGAAGCUGCUGUCCACUUGCGACAUGCUUUAGAAUUAAAACCUGAUCUUUCUGAUGCUGCAGAAGCUUUGAAAGAAGUGGAAUCAUUGCCUGCUGCUAGUAUACAUAUCUACACUCUUUUAAUUAUUAUAUGCUUGGUGCUAGGUGUAUUGUUAGUUGUUUUGAGUAGUGUGGAAUGUGACGAAGAUUCCACUUUGGUUACUGGACAACUACAACGUCCAGUUCAACGCCAUUUUAGUCGUGCAAUGGCCAUGCGUAGUUUGCGACUCAAUGUUGCACGUAAUAAACGCUGUUGAUGCAAUUCAAAUUCAAAUUCAUGAAACAUAAUGGAACAAGUUUUGAACUGUUAUAACAUGAUUUUUGUAGCAUUAUUUAUAAUAUGAUUUGUAAUAGUUAUUUAAAUGCACUAGUGGUUAUGUGAUUUAUUAUAUCUACAGAUAAAAAUAUACACCAUAGUACAUGUUGGCAA
Messenger RNA from Vespa velutina, 1555 nucleotides. RefSeq names its product probable UDP-N-acetylglucosamine--peptide N-acetylglucosaminyltransferase SEC. The record is from RefSeq and is a predicted model, not a curated record. Gene Ontology annotation, biological process: actin filament polymerization. NCBI's taxonomy places the organism in Eukaryota, Metazoa, Arthropoda, Insecta, Hymenoptera, Vespidae. Gene Ontology annotation, cellular component: actin cytoskeleton; cytoplasm. Gene Ontology annotation, molecular function: protein binding. The coding region runs from base 213 to 1382 and encodes 389 amino acids. The transcript has 5 exons.